AUGACAAGCUUAGAAUUGUUCAUCAGUACCUCACCUCACCUGAUGCCGUGGGAGGAAUUGGUAUCACUCCUGGAAAGGGCGAUUGGUCAUUUCGUGAAGAGUAUCACUCCAGUCACAUCUGCAUUUGAAGAGUCUCAUAUUGCUGACGAUUUAAAGACUCAUAUUGCGGGUUCCACAGUUGAUGUCCAUGAUGUCAAGGAGAGUCAUGGUGUCCAAGUUGCCUUGUACUUUGAGUUUGUCCAAUUUUAUCUCUAUUGGUUAGCAGGCUUGGCUGUUGUGGGGUUGAUCUCCUAUUUCGUUUCCAAGCACACAUUCCUGUUGUCUUACACUUGUAUCAAUUUAUUGUGGGGCACUUUUUUCAUAUCGCUCUGGAAAAGAAGAGAAAAUUUCAUCACAAACAAAUGGGGUGUUGUCAAUUGCCAUUUGGUCGAAGAACAUAAAGAAGAGUUGGCUCGUUUAAACAAGAAUUACGAAGAAAAGUCUUCCUACAAACACAAGGGUAAUGGUGAAGCAUUCCUUUACUUGAAAGAGCUUGGAUUCAUCCCCAUUGCAUUGGGUUUCACCAUAGUACUUGUCUCUUAUCAGUUAUUGUGUUUUGUAUUGGAAAUCUUCUUGACUGAGAUUUAUGAUGGACCUGGUGUUUCGCUCCUUGCACUUCUUCCAACUAUAUUGAUCAGUGUGUUCGUUCCCAUUUUGACUAUCAUCUACAACUUUGUUACCGACAAGGUGUUGAUAUUCGAGAGCCAUCCUACGAGCUACUCCAAGAACAAUUCUGUGCUUAUCAAGUCCUACGUCCUUACUUUCUUGACCAGCUACAUGCCAUUACUCAUUACUUCAUUCAUCUAUUUGCCCUUUGCGCACUUGGUGGAGCCUCAUUUGGGUGACAUAAAGUACAAUAUUGCUACCAGGCUCAAUGAAAACAGAUUCUACUACAAGUACAUGACAGCCGUCAAACGUCAAGAAGACUUCAAGAUCAACCAGAACCGUUUGAAUGCUCAGUUUUUCUUUUUCGUGGUCACUAGUCAGGUGAUUCAACUUGUGAUGAAAUAUGUCCUUCCAAUUGUGUUGCCUAAAAUUAAGGCCUUGAUUUCAAAGAAAGAGCCAUUCAAUCCUCAAGACGAUGAAGAAGAACACAAAUGGCUCGAAAAUGCCCGCAAAAUAUCCACUUUGCCCGCUUAUAAUGUCAACGAUGAUUUCCGCGGCAUUGCUGUGCAAUACGGCUACUUGAUCAUGUUUGGUCCUGUUUGGUCCCUCGCGCCAUUGGUGUCUGUUUUCUUUGUCCUUCUCACCUUAAAGUUGGAUGAGCUCAAGUUGUCCAACGGUAAAUACUUUCGUCCACCAGUUCCUGAGAGAGUCGACUGUAUUCAUCCAUGGAAUCUUGCAUUCUUCGGUUUGACGUGGUUGGGCUCUGUUGUUUCGCCAUUGAUCACUGUGUUCUACCGACAUGGUACCCAACCUCCAAAGACAUUGGGACAACUUGCUUUGGACAAGGCAAGUGUUCAUGCUUCGCCGCUUUACAUGAUUUUCGUUUUGUUUGCUAGUGAGCACACUUUCUUCAUUCUCUACUUUCUUUUGUCCAAGUUGGCUACUUUGUUUAGAAGUGAAACUGAAUGGGAGAAUGAUUUCGUUGAUAACGAUCUCAAGUUGAGACACGAUUACUAUACUGAAAAGGUCAAGCCCAAUUACGAACCCAAGAAUGAUGGAGACUGGACAAAGUAUACCGCUUCAGAUGCGAUUGCCCAAGCAAAGAACAUUGGUGCGAAUGUCUCAGAGCAAGUUGAAGACAAGGGACAGCUGACGUCGUAUCAGAAGAGUAGUGGUGUAGCCAGCGGUGUUUCGUCUGGUGCGGUAUCAAGAGGUGACAAGGGAAAGCGUGAGUAUGAAAAGUUGCAAGAGACUCUCAGACAGAAGGAGCUUGAAUUGCAACGGGCUCGUGAAGCUCAGGAAAACGAGCGUUUGGGUUUGGAGAAAAGCAAGGACGGUUCAGACUCGAUUAUUCAAACCAAGAGUAACGAAGGAGAGGUGCGGUACUCAACGAUCGACGACAAUAGCCACGCUGAUGAAGAUACUAGCAAGCUUGUAGGAUCAAGUGAAGAUCCAACUACAAAGCAAACCGGCAGCGGAGCCGCAAGAGAUUAUGAGCAAGACGACUCUCAACCAAGUUCUUCUGUCGUUUCGAGCUACGAGGAAGGAAGUAGUUCUAGUAAUGGUGCAAAGAGUGCCAAGAAGAAGAACUCGUUGAAAAAGUUGUUGAGAAAGGCUAAGAAAGACUAA
This is a messenger RNA of Meyerozyma guilliermondii ATCC 6260, 2274 nucleotides long. It is a transcript of the gene IST2, whose product is annotated as Ist2p. The transcript has a single exon. Gene Ontology annotation, molecular function: chloride channel activity. The record is from RefSeq and is a predicted model, not a curated record. Gene Ontology annotation, biological process: chloride transmembrane transport. Lineage: Eukaryota; Fungi; Ascomycota; Pichiomycetes; Serinales; Debaryomycetaceae. Gene Ontology annotation, cellular component: cortical endoplasmic reticulum. The coding region runs from base 1 to 2274 and encodes 757 amino acids.